Molecule: messenger RNA, 1121 nt
Organism: Chinchilla lanigera (long-tailed chinchilla)
Lineage: Eukaryota; Metazoa; Chordata; Mammalia; Rodentia; Chinchillidae
Gene: Mdfi
Product: MyoD family inhibitor
Source: RefSeq, a predicted model, not a curated record
GUCCCGGGCCGAUGUCCCAGGUGAGCGGCCAAAGCCCCUGUCGCCACGACGCGCCCCAUGGAGCCCCAGACGCAGCCCAGGAGCCUGCCCAGAGGGAGAGGCUCCUGCCUGGGCUGGAGGUAGGAACAGGACCUGCUCGCCCUGUGGAAGCAGCAUCGCAGGAGGGCUCCCUGGAGGAGGCAGCACCUCCCAUGCCCCAAGGCAAUGGCCCUGGGGCUCCGCAAGCCCUGGACAGCACUGACCUCAGUGUCCCCACGGAAGCUGUGACGUGCCAGCCUCAGGGGAACCCCUUGGGCUGCACCCCACUACUGCCAAAUGGCUCCAGCCACCCCUCAGAGCCGGGCAGUGCCAGGCAGGCGGGGAAUGGUGCUCUUGGGGGCCCCAAGGCCCACCGGAAGCUGCAGACGCACCCGUCUCUGGCCAGCCAGGGCAGCAAGAAGGGCAAGGGCAGCACGAAGUCGGCCUCCUCCCAGAUCCCCCUGCAGGCGCAGGAAGACUGCUGCGUGCACUGCGUGCUGUCCUGCCUGUUCUGUGAGUUCCUGACCCUCUGCAACCUGGUGCUGGACUGCGCCACGUGCGGCUCCUGCGGCUCCGAGGACUCGAGCCUGUGCUGCUGCUGCUGCGGCUCCGGAGAGUGCGCCGACUGCGACCUGCCCUGCGACCUGGACUGCGGCAUCCUGGACGCGUGCUGCGAGUCGGCCGACUGCCUGGAGAUCUGCAUGGAGUGCUGUGGCCUCUGCUUCUCCUCCUGACCAGCAAGGGGCACAGGGACGGACAGACGCACGCCCAGGCCGCCCGGGCACUCCCAGGGUGGGAUGGGGCAGGGCGCCAGGGCUGUAGAACACUGUGAAUGCCGGGGAGGGGAGGGACGGGGGGCAGGGCCGUGGGCUUCUCUGCCUGUCUCCUGGCGUCCCCUCUCCUGCUGCCCCAGCUGGAGGACAGCGAAAUGUGAAAAGAGCCCCUUCCCGGCCUGCCAAGCCCCGCCCGUCCUUCUCUGGCCCACAAAGUGACCUGGAGGCCAGGGCUGGGCUGGGACAGUAGGGACAGCAUGGCGAAAACUGGAGGGGCGCAGAGGGUCUGUUCUAUUUGUCGCUGUAAAUAAAGAUACUUGUUCAUCUCCA